Cylindrotheca closterium is the source of this 1005-nucleotide messenger RNA. NCBI's taxonomy places the organism in Eukaryota, Bacillariophyta, Bacillariophyceae, Bacillariales, Bacillariaceae. The record is from the annotation of a GenBank genome assembly.
AUGUCAGCACAGGAUCCCAAGAAAAUGAAAGAGCAGACCGAAGUGGACCUGAUACGUCAGGCUGCUACAGAUUCCCUUACAGCUUCCUCGAAUGAACGAAAACACAAACGACAACGACGCCGCAAGCCUUUCGAUGAGGCGAUCAGUCACAAUGCCCAAAGGGUUUUUGACGUUCGAAGCGCUGAUAUCAUUUUUGGUAGAGGAAAAGGAUACCAAGAUCAUCCUGGGAACAAGCGGAUGCGUGCAAUUAUCCGUCAAUACAAAGAGGAAUACAAUGCGAUACAUCGAUCGAGGAAACGGGACCUUGUCGAAGCAGUUUACUCCGAGAUCACGCAGGGUGGGGCACGGUUUUUGCACAAGUCGACAGAAGAAGAUGUGUUUGUUGUGGUGGACAUUCCGAUUGCUCUGCAGAAGGUGCGGAAUACGCUUCGUUGUAAGAAGAGUGGAAUGGUCCCGACUGAUGAUGAUGAAGGUAUGACAUCACCGGCGGCUGUGGCACAGAAUCCAGAAGGCAGCCUUACAGUUCCAAAGGGCGAUGAUCGCAAAGUUGGUGCUGUAGCUAGUGCGAUUGGUGUACAGGGAUUGCUACCACUAGAUCUGGCUGGCCUCGGUGGUAAUCCUCUGGCCUCUCAAGUUGGCCUGAUGUCACCAUCUGCUCUCCUGCAAAGUCAACAAUUUGAACAGGCAAUGCUACCAUCGAGACAUCCAGUAACUACUCAAUUGCCUCCUAGUGGUUUAUUGCCGAAUAAUUUGUUGAGUCAAACUCAAUUUGCAGGGUUAGGGACGGGGAUAGGAGGGAUGCAAUUGCCUAUGACGCAACAACAGCCAGCUCUUCAAGCCAACAUGGCAGCACUUGCUGGAAGAUCUCUGGGACAGGGGUUUCCAUUGAUGGGUGCCAUGGCUUCUUUACCAGGUGCAGACUCUAUGCUUGGGUCAACGAAUAAUGCUUGGUCUACAGAAUCGCAAAACUCUCCAACCGAGCCACAAGGUGACACGAAGAGCUGA